Molecule: messenger RNA, 1541 nt
Organism: Capsella rubella
Lineage: Eukaryota; Viridiplantae; Streptophyta; Magnoliopsida; Brassicales; Brassicaceae
Product: probable protein phosphatase 2C 73
Exons: 6
Coding region: 309-1430 (373 amino acids)
Biological process (GO): protein dephosphorylation
Molecular function (GO): protein serine/threonine phosphatase activity
Source: RefSeq, a predicted model, not a curated record
AAAUGAACAAGAGAGAAGAACAGAAGAACACAAACGUACCAGAAAAAAAUAAAUAAAAAUAUCAAUCUCUAUUGUUUCCUUCUCUUUGGAGCUUUAUAAUGGAUUCUGAUAUUUUCCUCUUGGCUUUGCUCCAUUAGCUUAAUCUUCUUCUUCUUCAGCCUUUGGGUUGUUAAAACGUCAUCUUUUUCUGAGCUUACGUCAUUUCUCCGGCGUGACACUUCAAAGCAGAUUCAAGAUCGAGUAACGCUUAACGAGAAAGAUUAGUCGUUGUUUCUUGAUAUUUUCAUCUUUUUGGGGUGAUUUAAAAAAUGGGGCAUUUCUCUUCGAUGUUCAGUGGGUUAGCUCGAUCAUUUUCUAUAAAGAAAGUGAAGAACAACAAUGGAAACAACGACGCAAAGGAGGCUGCUGAUGAGAUGGUGAACGAUGCGAAGAAGAAACAACUGAUUCUGAAAUCCUCUGGUUAUGUUAAUGCAGAAGGAUCUAAUAGCUCGGCUUCAGUUUUCUCCAAACGCGGCGAAAAAGGCGUUAACCAAGAUUGUGCUCUCGUUUGGGAGGGAUUUGGGUGCCAAGAAGAUAUGAUCUUCUGCGGUAUAUUCGAUGGACACGGUCCAUGGGGUCACUAUGUAGCCAAACAUGUAAGAAACUCAAUGCCUUCAUCACUUUUAUGCAACUGGCAAAAAAUUCUUGCUCAGAAAACACUAGAGCCCGACCUCGACCUCGAAGACUCUAAUAAGAAACAAUCAAGAUUCGAGAUAUGGAAGCAAUCCUAUCUCAAAACAUGUGCAAUGGUUGAUCAAGAACUUGAACAACACCGCAAGAUCGAUGCUUACUAUAGCGGCUCAACUUCUCUAACCAUUGUUAGACAGGGUGAAGUUAUUUAUAUAGCAAAUGUAGGCGAUUCAAGAGCGGUACUAGCCACGGUUUCGGAUGAGGGAAGCUUAGUUGCGGUUCAGCUCACCCUCGAUUUCAAACCGAAUCUACCACAGGAGGAGGAGCGGAUAAUCGGAUGCAAAGGGCGGGUAUUUUGUCUAAAAGAUGAGCCGGGAGUUCACCGUGUGUGGCAACCAGACGCAGAAACCCCGGGGCUCGCAAUGUCGAGAGCGUUCGGUGACUACUGUAUCAAAGAUUAUGGAUUGGUCUCAGUCCCUGAAGUCACUCAAAGACAUAUCUCUACUAAAGACCAUUUCAUCAUCUUGGCUAGUGAUGGGAUAUGGGAUGUGAUCUCUAACCAAGAGGCUGUAGAGAUCGUCUCCUCAACGGCUGAGCGGCCAAAGGCGGCUAAGCGGUUAGUACAGCAAGCGGUUCGAGCUUGGAAGAAAAAGAGACGAGGAAUCUCGAUGGACGAUAUGUCUGUGGUCUGCCUCUUUCUCCAUUCUUCUUCAUCUUCAUCUUUAUCACAACAUGUUCAUCAUGCCACCAGUUUGAAGUAAAAAACAUUGCUUUGUAAAUAGAUCAGAGAUAGCCUUACAUUUGUAUUCAUUUUGAAGUUCAACAAAAUGCGUUUUUUGGUCGCAGCCAUUAUGAGUUGAUUUAUUGUCUCA